Dermacentor silvarum is the source of this 8500-nucleotide messenger RNA. RefSeq names its product focal adhesion kinase 1-like (gene Fak). Gene Ontology annotation, biological process: protein phosphorylation; signal complex assembly. Lineage: Eukaryota; Metazoa; Arthropoda; Arachnida; Ixodida; Ixodidae. The record is from RefSeq and is a predicted model, not a curated record. Gene Ontology annotation, molecular function: protein tyrosine kinase activity; ATP binding. Gene Ontology annotation, cellular component: cytoskeleton; focal adhesion.
UGGUUGGAAGACUAUAAAGUGACCGGAAGGGCUGAAACGCGUUAUACAGUGUUGGAGCAUUGGUUGUUUGGAAAGCUACAGCGCGUGCCUGAGGACACGGCUUCGCGUGUGCGGAGCAACUUGGAGCUGAGUGUCCGAAACCUGCGGGAAUACACUGGAAAGAAUAGCCCCCGAGAUGGCCGAGGCAAUGAAAGAGACUGCGAUGCCCUAAUACCUGUCAACGCGAGAUAUCCCUUCGGAGGAGACUGCUUGGAGGACGUGGCCCGGUUCAAGCGUGGACUAGACCUGACCGGCGCAUCGUGUGGAGGUUCGCAUUUUUUUUGCGUGGUUCCACCUGCGGCAUGCCAUGACAUGCUCAGCUGGUGCCUGGCCUGCUGCUGGAAGGACGACACUUGCUGCAGCUUCGUGGGCGCCGAGCGCGGACUGCCCCGGCACAGCGACGAGAGGACAGAGUCCCUGCUCUACUGGCGUCCGCCGCCCUGCUUCGUCAGACUGCAGGAUGAGCCAGCGAACGAGUUGCCCGGGCUCCGCGAUGCUGUUGCUGCCUCACCUUGCCCUCCCCGCAAGCCCGUGCUGUCUCCGACGCGGACUGGCGGCGGCAGUCGCCCAACGUCGCCGCUCGCGGCACGAGCUGCUUCUGAGGCACCUAUGUCUCCGUUGAAGGUGCACCUGUCAAAUGACACCUUCAAGGGAGUCAAGUGCGGCGAUGCAACUGAUGUCAAGGGCAUCCUGCGGCUGCUGUCGUCGCAACUGUCGGAACGGCCACUGCCCCUGGAGUGCCUGUUGGCAUUACGCCUUUACCACCCUGCAUCCGGGGAGGUCCGGUGGCUCCACCAGGACACCACCAUGUUCCAGGUGGUCGAGAAGUACCUCCCACAGCACAACACCAACGACUGGAGGUUUGAGCUAAGGGUACGCUACCUGCUCAGUAACUUGAAAGAAUUCCAUGACAAGGACCCUGUGCUCUUUGCAUACUUCUACAGACAGGUCAAAAACGACUAUCUGCGAAAGUGUACGAAUGUGGAUCAAGACCUGGCGAUUCAUCUAGGUUGCUUAGAAAUUAGGAGAUUUUGCAAGGACAUGACCCAUGGGGCGCUCGACAAGAAGUCCAACUAUGAGCUGAUCGAGAAGGAGAUUGGGCUUCACAAGUUCCUUCCAGCCCAAGUCAUUUCAUCUAACAAGCCGAAGAAUCUGCGCAAGCUGAUCCAGGCACAGUUCAAGAAAUGCUCGCAGCUGAGCGAGACCCAGUGCAUGAUGCGGUUCCUCGAGUUGGUGCGUCAGGUGCUGCCUUACGACCGGGAGAACUUCUCCUGUGCCCUGGGGACUGGUUGGAGUGUACCUGUGGAGUUGGUUGUGAACCAGGAGCUUGGCAUCGGCUACCUUACAGACCGGAAUGGACAGCUGAACCACAUAGCAAACUUCCAGCAGGUGCAGAGCAUUCAGACCAUAGUCAGCGACGUCAGCCCAAAGCCGGUGCUUCAGCUGAAGAUUGCGGGGGCCUCAGAGGUGCUAAGCAUCUCCUGCCCGUCACUGGCUGUUGCGGAGAGCAUUGCCGACUUGGUGGAUGGCUACUGCCGGCUGAUCCAAGGGACACAGGCUUCCUUCUGGAGCCGUAAAGAAGCCACUGUGGAAACUGAAAGUGAAGAAGAUGCACAUCCCCCUAAAUACAGGUCAGGUGUCAAGCACAAGAAUCAUUCCAAUCCCUCUGGUCCGAAGAAGCAGGGUGCUUCAGAGGACUAUGCCGAAAUUGUUGACGAAGAAGGUGACUACUCAACACCUGCAACCAAAGACUAUGAACUUUGUCGUUCCCACAUCACGCUUGGUGACAUCAUUGGUGAAGGCCAGUUCGGAGAUGUUCACAAGGGGACAUACACUUCGAAGGCCGACAACCAGGUGGUCCCUGUGGCCAUCAAAACCUGCAAGGUGGAGACGGAGGAUUCCAUGGGCGAAAAGUUUCUCGAAGAAGCCUAUAUCAUGCAGCAGUUUGAUCACCCCCACAUUAUCAGGCUCAUCGGCAUCUGCUCAGGAUCACCCAUUUGGAUCGUCAUGGAGCUGGCCAAGCACGGAGAGAUGCGAGCCUACCUGCAGAACAACAAACAUCGGCUAGACUUGGCCACUCUCAUUCAGUAUGCCUACCAGCUGAGCACAGCACUGUCUUAUCUGGAAAGCAAGAAAUAUGUUCACAGGGACAUAGCAGCGCGAAACGUGCUGGUGUCAUCGCACGACUGUGUCAAGCUGGGGGACUUUGGCCUGUCCCGCUGGGUGGAGGAUCAUUCCUACUACAAGGCUUCUCGCGGGAAGCUGCCGAUCAAGUGGAUGGCACCGGAGUCCAUCAACUUCAGGCGCUUCACAGCUGCGAGCGACGUCUGGAUGUUUGGUGUGUGCAUGUGGGAGAUCCUGAUGCUGGGCGUCAAGCCCUUCCAGGGAGUCAAGAACAACGACGUGAUUGGCCGCAUCGAGGACGGCGAGCGGCUGCCGCUUCCUCCCGACUGUCCUCCGCGGCUGUACAGCCUCAUGUCCCAGUGUUGGUCCUACGAGCCCUCCAAGCGGCCCUGCUUUCGCGACGUCAAGCAGGUGCUCAGUGAAAUUCUGGCCGAGGAACGGCAUCAGCUGGAGGACACCAUGAGGCGGGAGAACCGCCGGGUGCAGGCCAUGUCCUGGGGUUCUUCUGGAUCUGAUGAGCCACCACCCAAGCCUUCCCGGCACCCCGUCGACCGAGGGAGCCGCGCGCAGACGCCGACCCCGACCGUGGGCACCUACAUCGUGGCCCAGACGCCCGAGGUCCUGGCCCAGCUGCUACAGGAGAAUGAUGGCAGCCUGCCCCCAGCGUGGGCCUAUGUGGCACCUGCUUCGCCGACCAACACAUUCACGGUACAGGACCUAGCUGGUGGUGGUGGUGGUGCCCCGAGCGCCCCGGGCAGUGCGCUGGGGAGCGGCGGCAGCAAUGCCGAUGGCAGCAGCACGACGGGGGGUAGCAUGGCAGGAAGCACGACGUCUUCAUCGGCGUCCCCUCGAGGGGGCGCUGCCGUGUCAGCGGGAGCAGCGGGUCAAAGGUCAAGCCUCGCCUCACAGGACCUCGUGCUUGAGCAGGAGAGUUACGACAACCUCGUGGACAACGAUACCCUGGAACAGCGGCUCCUGGAGAUGAAAUUGCAGAUGCAGCAGCGGGAGACGGAGGAAGACUCGAGGUGGCUGAGUCAGGAGGCAACCCACUUCGACCCGCUUCCGACAACACCCAAUCGUCCUCGAGCGUCUUGCAGUGAUGCCUCCGAUGCAGGGAGCAUAGGCAUUGCGAAUGGUACCGGCCCAUCUUCCCCGGUUGUAACAAGCCCAGGACCACUCAACCAAGAUGAAGUUUCCAUGGGAUCACUAGAAUACUCCAUGGUAGAUAAGAAACCUAAAAGCCCCAUUGUCCAGCAGUCACAGCCGUUUCCGCCUCCCAAGCCAGAGAUGAUGCCAGCAGGGCAGCCUCCGACACUGGAAACCGACCGGACUAACGACCACGUGUAUGAAUGCACCACCCGCGUGGUCCGUUCAGUCAUGCAGCUUUCCCAGGGAGUCACGGAGGCCAGGGCGGAAGAGUACCUAGACUUGGUCAAGAAUGUUGGUUUGGAGUUGCGAAGCCUUUUGGCCAGCGUGGAUGAUCUCAUGACUUUCUUUCCCCUAUGGUCCAAAAAGGAGGUGGAGAUGGCUCAUCGUGUCCUGAGCAAGGACAUGGCCAACCUGGUGCAAGCCAUGAAGCUGGCCAUCAAAUACUCAAAGACAACGCUUGACGCCGAGUACCGCCGCGGCAUGCUGAGCUCUGCUCACGCUCUCGCCAUCGACGCCAAGAACCUACUGGACGUCGUUGACUCGGUCAGGCUUCGCAUCCAGAUGUCGCCAUCGCAGGUGGCACCUACAGCGCCUCCUACGUUAGCCUCGCCCGUCGCAUCCCGAAACGGCCAGGCGGCGGUCGAGGACGAAGAGGCGGCGUCCACAAGCUGUGUACAACGAGAAAUUCAGCAGGACUGUGAACCAAACUACGACGUUGCUUAACAGAUUGUAAUCUUAUAUUGUGUGUGCAGCUAUUGCAUGUUGGAUGAGAAAGGAAAGAAAACUUGGACCGAACCACUUGCAAGGGGCGUACAAAUUUUAAGGCACUCUGCCGUGUUUGUAGUGCAUUUCGCAGUUUUAGCUGCUCUUUUGACAGUCUUGCAGCGAAUAGGUGUGUGGCUCUAAUUGUUGCUGCAUAUCAAAGACCCUUGAAGGCAUCUUCAGGUAUAGUUGCAUGUAGCAGCUGGAAUUUGUGAGCUGCCUCCAUGUGAUGUGGUGUUCUGUGUGACUUGAUAGAAUAAUGAAAUUCGUUGCGGUGUUGCCGAGAAGCUUGUAUCUUCUGGCAUAAAAUACAAACUGCACGGGCACGGCUCAUUGCAGCAGGGAUAGGAAUGCAUUUUCUCAAUUGCAGUGUGCCUGUCGUGAAUGGUGCUCCUAAUGUAAAAGCUGACUCGGCGCAUCCGGUGUAUGUAAUGUUCGAGAAAAGCAUCUCAAAUUGUGCUGUUGUUUGCGGGGACCAUGUCUGUUUGUUGAUGGGAAGAGAAUGGGGAACACAACUUUUAGCAUCUGUAUACCUGCAGCUUUACUUUUAUUACGUCAGUCAGCUGAUUUUCUUUUUAACCUGUAGGAAUGAUAAAACGAACAAGAUUAGAUCGUUUUUUUUUUCUUUUACGAGCGAGAUCCUGCUUUUAAUAGGCAAAAGUAUUCAAUUGUUGAGUUCUUAUCACUUGGCCAUUUGCUUAGCUAUCAAAGCUUCUGAACGAGAGUUCUCACGGCAUGUGUUGUCAGGCUGCUAACAAAACAAAGGCAGACUUUUGCACAGCAGUAAGCAGCCUCUAAUUGACUUGCCCGAUUUGCCUCUAGUUAAUUUAUUGCCCUCAAAGGACCCGCUCUGUCAUUUUUUAGAGUUAUCAACUGAUUGUCUUGAGAGAUUAACUGCACAGGUGUUCGAUUAACAAGAGACUCCAAGCACAUGUGUAGUAGCAGCCAUGAAAGCUUGCUGCAGAGCUGUUGCCACUUUCGAGUAAACGUAUUACCUUGAACGUUCAGUGCCUGAGUAGUGAGCGACAAAUAUCGGUGAUAAAACAGCUUCUAGUUGGGAGGAAGUGGGAGCUGUGUUAGUCACACACGCAAAUGCUAAAAGACAGCGGACUAGUGUUAUUGCUGGGCAGCUAAGCGAAGGCAACCAACGCAGUGAUGCCUAACUGUCACAUCUCUUUGUGAACUUAGUUAACAGUCUACACCGAUCCGGGCAGCAUGUUCGUACGACGGUAGCUGUGUGCUCUUCUCAAUAAUUACUUUUUCUAUGCAGCUUAGCGUGCGCUCUUGCUGUACGACAUUUUUUUUACACCAUUGUCUCCUGUUUGUCUCGGUCAUUAUCCAUUUUUCGUGCAGAGCAGCUAACGAAAAAGAAAGAAAACUGUCUACUCUCGGAGGUGUUUAAAUGCUUUGCGUUUACAGGGUUUCCUUGCACUGUCUUAUGUGGGCGGCAUACUAGAUGGACAGCAGGUGGUUGUCUGCUUCGUCUGUGCACUGCUUUUGCAGUUGCUGUUCUUUAAAGGAGUACUGACACAUGCUUUCGAAGUUGUAUAAAUUCUUUAACGCUUCUUGCUCGUAAAAGCCGUUAUAUUGAUGUCAUGAUGCGGAGCAAGAUUUGCUGACGUUGUGUAGCGAUAAGACAACGUACGAUGACCUUGCUCCUAAAAAAAAAAAGAAAUCUGCAGGAACUAUCAACGAUGAUUGUCAGUUUAAGCUAAUAGCCGAACACUUAAAGAAAACUGCUUGUUUUAUCAAAAGAAUAGUGCACUUGACUGCGUACAUUUGUUGCAGUGAAGUUAUUUAGGUUAACUCUGUUGUUUCGUUCCGUUAUUCCGUAGAGAACAGAGCCAGUAACGAGCACAUCUGUAGCGGUGGUAUAGGUGGACAUCAAAGGCGUCUCAAAGAGCUAUAAUAGUUCGCAUUCGGCAACAAACGCGCCCAGCAACUCGAGUGCGUGUGCCCGCGCGCAUGCCCUAUAUGUCCGCGCGAAGUCCAACCUUCAACCACCAACCUCAGGCCACCAACCAACCAUAAAAAUGGGCAAAAGAGCCAAAGAAAGCUGUUCGCUUUAAAAUAUCCCGUAUUUAUUCCUAUAAGGUGGUCAUGAUUAUAAGGCAAUGGUGCGAUUAAGAUUACUAACACAGCCAAAAUGCAAAAUGGCGACCAUGAAGUAGCGGUGGAAGGGAGCUUCAACUCGCGGCGUGCGGGUUAUAUGCGAAUUUUGCCUUUAGGUGUGGCUUCACGGCAGUGCGAAUUUCUCCUGAUGGGGUGGCUUCACGGUACCACGGUGCGCGCUGCCGUAAAGGCACAGUGUAAGGCGAAGUUCGCGCUGCCGUGAAGCCAUACCUCAAGGCAAAAUUCGCAUAUAAAGAGGGGGGUGGCUUCGAGGCUAAAAAUUGUGGGAAAACCUUGCCUUGUAUUUGAAUAAAUACGGUAAGCAGGAGUGCUGCACGCGUUUCUUCCGACUGCACUUGCUUGUGGCAGCCGCAGCGGUGGCAGAAUGGAUCAAGCCAGCAUAUCAUGUCAUCAUGACGCAUCCACUUUCGCAUCCACAAAACCAAAACUGGUUCAUAAAAACAAGUAUUAUAGUAAAUUAUGUUUAGGAGGCUCUGAUAACUGCCAGUACUUUUUUCAGGGUUAGAACCUUCAUUUUCAACAGAAAACUGCCAUGUAGAAAAUUUUAUGUGAGUACUUCGUUAAAACCUGCCACAGGUCUAUUGCUUCACAGCAAUGGCUGUGUAACAUUUGUCACAGGCCACCCAACGAAGUUCAGGCUUACUAAAGUGCAUGUGCACUGCGAUCAACUUGGUAGCUAAUCGUGCAUUCCGCAAUGGCAGUGGCUCAUGUAGCAGUUGCUUUAGAUGGUCCUGUUUCUGGAAAACAGGCAUAUUUGCUAUAAAAGGAGGCAGCAGCAAACAAAGUUUAUGCAAAGCUUGCUCUGUCGGAAGUUCUCGGUGCACUUCGAGUCUUAUUCCUUUAGUCUUACUCCUUUAAUCCCACAAGCCCGAGCUGUCCUUGUCCUGCCAGUUUGCACCGAUAUUGUUGAGAACGGAUUCAAUUCGUUGCCGGUGCACUUUGUUCUUCUCUAGCAACUACUCGAGCACAUCAUCUUGUUCCACCAGUAAUUGCUGGCUUUGGGCUGUCACGAGUGCAGAGAAAGUUAUCGCAGACGUUGCUCAGUGUCUCCAUUGAACACAAGGGAUAAACCGUACAACUAGCCUUUUAUAUAACGAGGACAUCAGGCCAACGUGCAGAAAAUUCGUAAAUAAAUUUAUCAAAUUUUAUGCAGUUUUUGAGUAAAGAACUUGGGAGUUAAAAAGUUAAGUUGAGGGCCCAAAGUUGUCGCCAAGCAUUUCUCUGUGACUGCUUCACUGCAAUGCUGAGACACUAUGGAACAGAUUCUUGGCCUGUAAAUGCAAAAGCAUUUGAACGGGUCUGUAUUGUAGUUGGCGAAGCUAGCUGCAACCUGUGCAUCAUGUAGCUAUCUUCCCAUUUGUGAAGUGCACAGCGCUUUAUAAAUAUUUUUAGCACUUAAAGCCGCAACGAGGCUUAGGUGUCAACGCUUUUGAGAAUGCUUGCGAGAGACAGACACAUUGUGAUAGUGACCGACUUCUGCGUGCGACCGGGCUGUACAUUUUUCAACUACAGCUGCAGCUACUUACGUCAGAUGUGCAGGAUUUUAUUUCGAACCCUUUUAUUUUGCAGCAGCAGCGCACGUGUGUACCGCAUUUGAACUUGUCACCAUUUUCACCGACCUUCCCACAGUAACAAAACGGGUUGCACCUAUCUGUUCAUGCUUUUUUUUUUUUUUUUUUACGUUGAGGCGAUGCAUCAUUUACAAUGCUAUGAGCCUUUACAUGGGAAAGUGACUUGCAAACAAUGGUUUCACGGUGUGUAAGUGUGGCAGAAUGAAGGCAAAAUGCACGCGAGGGACUUAUUUAACAUAGCUAUAUGGCAAUUUUUUUUUUUAUUAUCUUCUGCUCAGCAAAGUUCUUGUGCUUUAUUCAUUGUCAUAGGACAGUGAUAUAUACAGAUGUUGUAUCUCUGGUAUCUAUUUAUCUCCCAUGCAACUGCUGUCCUGCAUUGUAGCAGGAAGAGACGGCCAACUGGUGAUAAAAUGUCUCGGCACAGGAAAAUGUUUAACAAAUGCAGCGUACACUUACUUCUAACUCUGGCUUGCAAAAAUGGCAGCAAACUAGUCACUGUUUGAACUUACUGCAUUGUAAAUCGAAACCUUGACUUUUUUUUCAGAGUAAAAUUUAGCAUUUUUUUUUUAAAUCUCAGCUGUAUACACAAUAACAGCAUUGGACUUGCUAUUAUGGCCUUUCUCAUGACACACUCUUUUUUUUCUUCAAUAUAUCGGCAUGCAUGUGUGUGUAUGUCAUGUUUACAUGUUAAUAGAACUUAUUAAAUUCAAUUCGAAGUCACA